AUGUCCGAUCCCUCUCAACAGCCUUCGGGCUCCUCGUCGUCUGGUCAGGCCAACGAUGGCGCGCCUCCGAGCCGCACAAGCGGACGACCGCUUCGAGGCAUGCCUGCUUUGCGCGGCGCACCCUCAUUGCGCGGAGCAUCCACACGCAGCGCUUCAGGCGCAUCUAUGGUGCCAUCGAGAUCCUCGUAUGCUUCUCCUGCUCCCGGUGCACCAGGUGCCGCAGGUCCAGGGUCAGGCACCCGUAUGUCAUUCCGCCCUGUCAUGCCACAGCGUCGCAAAGCAUCCGAAUCUCCCGCGCCAACGUCCGCCGCUGCAGCCGAGACCGCAUCCGCAACACCAUUGUCCACACCACUCACAAGAAGUGGUAGUCGAGGUCGGGGUCGCGGCGGCGCCCGCCCACCAAGACAAGCAGCGCAGAUGACAGCGUCUGGACCGUUCGCUCUGGGUCCAUCGACGCGGGCUGCCGGAAAGAAGGUCGCUCCAACAGGUCCGGGAGGCUCCAGUCUCACCCCGUCUGGCAGCAAAGACCCAAGCACAAGCAGCACCUCAACUAAGGCGGAUCCCGACAGAGCCGCGUAUCGCAAUCCAGAUAAGCUCAAAGACGCAGAGCAGUACUCGGAUCCAGAGGAUGGCGGCGUGGAGAUUGUCGACAUGGACGAGGUCCACAUUUUGGACGAUCUCGCACCUCGUGCGCUUCCCAGGGUCGCAGAGAAGGAGACCAAGAAGGACAAGCAAAAAGCUGCGACGGCUCGGCAGAAGAAGAUGGAGGGACGCAUGCUCAAGGAUGAGCGCGAGGCCGGCGGUUCGGCCGUGCGUGUCAAGUCGGAGGAUGACGAUGAUGCGAUGGGAGAGCUCGAUCCGAGGUCAGCAUCUGUUCUGAGCGCUUCAGCGACGCCACAGCCGGGGGAUGGGCCGCAAGUCAACAGCGCCGAUGCGUUGGAUCUCAGCGAGAGCGAAGGUGAAGAGCUUAUGGACGAUCUCGUGGACGACUUUGUCUUUCAUGAUGACGAUGAUGCCAAUCCCGAAAACCGGCUCUAUCUGUUCCAAUUCCCCCAGCUCUUCCCCAAGUUUAGGGCGCUCAAGGCGAACAAGGCAGACGCUACGGACGCAGCAGCCACUGCGGAGCCCUCAACAGCAGCAGUCACCGGCAAGCGGCGCACCGUCUCCUUCGCCGAAGGCACCGCCGGAGGAGCAGGUCAAGCCGUCAAGGACGAACUACCCAGCUCCGAAAUCGACUCCGAUGCCGAUUCAGCCAUCGACUCUGCCGACGAAGACAAGAAGACCAAACUCACUACGAAUAACCAACAUGAGGGCCUCGUGGGCAAGCUGGACGUCUACCGUGACGGCCGCGUCUUCCUCCGCUUCGGCGAGCUUGUCAUGGAAGUCACGGGUGGUUCUCAGAGCACAUUCUUGCAGCAGGUGAUGCUGUUGGAUCCGAGCAACCGGACAGCGACGAGUCUGGGAGAGCUGCAUAGGAAGUUCAUCGUUAGUCCCGAGCUGGAUUGCAUGCUGAACGAUAUCAAGCUGCAUGACGAGGAGGAGAGGGCGAAGGAGGACAAGAGACGAGAGGAGGAGCAGAGGAAGAUCGAGGCCGAGAGGGCCAAGUAUGGCGGUGGGAUUGGGGGCGUUGGCGGGAGGUGA
Kalmanozyma brasiliensis GHG001 is the source of this 1641-nucleotide messenger RNA. RefSeq names its product DNA-directed RNA polymerase III subunit RPC4. The transcript has a single exon. NCBI's taxonomy places the organism in Eukaryota, Fungi, Basidiomycota, Ustilaginomycetes, Ustilaginales. Gene Ontology annotation, biological process: transcription by RNA polymerase III. Gene Ontology annotation, cellular component: RNA polymerase III complex. Bases 1 to 1641 code for a protein of 546 amino acids. The record is from RefSeq and is a predicted model, not a curated record. Gene Ontology annotation, molecular function: DNA binding.